Molecule: messenger RNA, 4747 nt
Organism: Siniperca chuatsi (mandarin fish)
Lineage: Eukaryota; Metazoa; Chordata; Actinopteri; Centrarchiformes; Sinipercidae
Gene: tfr1b
Product: transferrin receptor 1b
Exons: 19
Coding region: 22-2394 (790 amino acids)
Biological process (GO): iron ion transport; intracellular iron ion homeostasis
Cellular component (GO): external side of plasma membrane
Source: RefSeq, a predicted model, not a curated record
CUUUACGUGACUGAUUGCGAGAUGACGUAUGCGGAAGUGCCACUACCCUAUAAGGACACAGCUGAGAAGAAGCCCCCUAGCAAGAAGACGCAGGGUGAUUUAGCGGCACUAAGAAUAACAGCAACAAUGGAUCGAGUGAGGUCUGCGUUUAACAGCAUGAUUAAAAGUGAGCGGUACAGCAGGUUCACUCUGCAGCCGGGGGAGGAUGGAGAAAGACACGUUGAGGUCAAACUGUCUGAUGACGCCACAGAGGGCGAGGCAGGGGGUUCUCCGAGCUUCAGGCCAGCACCUCUGCAUCAAAGCCGGCGUACCAUUUGCUACCUGGUCCUGGGAACCCUGUUGCUAUUUCUUACCGGCUACCUGGUUGGCUACAUCAGCCACCGUAAACCUAAGGUGGAGCAGGAGAACUGUGUCACAGAGCUGGGCGUGGAAAAUCGACUGAAAACAAUGCCAACUGUUGUUGCACCAGCUCCUCAAGUUGAGCUGGACUGGAAGGACAUCACCCAACUCCUCACGCAGAAACUCACCAGCCAGGCCUUUGACAAAACUCUGAGGGACUUUGAUCUGCCCAGACGUUCAGCAGGAAGUGAGGAAGAUAUGAGUCUGGCAAAACGCGUCUUUGAAGAAUUCAGGAAAGUGGAGAUGAAUCCCUGGACUGACAUCCACUACGUUCAGCUGCAGAUGCCAGAUAGCAAGAGUCCAAACCGUGUCGUUUUUGGUUCAGAUGUCUUCGAGCCUACGGGGUAUCUGGCCUACAGUGCUCCUAUGAAAGUUGAGGGGAAGUUGGUGUAUGGCAACUACGGCCGUCAGGAGGAUCUGGAUGUUCUGCAGAAGAAGAACGUUGAGCUGAUAGGCAGUGUGUUGCUGCUCCGAACUGGAAAGAUCAGUUUUGCAGAGCAGGUGGAUAAUGCUGCCACAAAGGGGGCCUCUGCCGUUCUAAUCUACCCUGACAGUGAAGAUUUCACGUAUCUAGCGGACACAGCACUCUACGGACAUGUCCAUCUGGGUUCAGGCGACCCCUACACCCCUGGAUUCCCCUCCUUCAACCAUACCCAGUUCCCCCCUACUCAAUCGUCUGGCCUCCCCAAAAUCCCAGCCCAGACCAUCACCGCCAACAUGGCUUCAACUCUUCUACAGAAAAUCGGCGGCCCUGAAUCAGAUGCAAGCAGUGGUUUUAAAGGUGGCUUCAAGUCACUGGCUUACAGUCUGGGAGGCAGCAAGAACAUCACAGUCGAGGUGAACAACGUGCUGGUCAACAGGAAGAUCCCCAAUGUGUUUGGAGUCAUCAAAGGAUUCACUGAUCCUGAUCGCUACGUUGUACUGGGAGCUCAGAGAGACGCCUGGGGUGAAGGUUAUGCCAAAGCCACUGUUGGCACCUCCGUUCUGAUAGAGCUGGCCAAGGCUGUUCGCGAGAUGGUGGAGAACGAUGGGUUUAGGCCCAGAAGAAGCCUGGUGUUUGCAAGCUGGAGUGCUGGAGAGUACGGAAGUGUUGGUGCCACCGAGUGGUUGGAGGGUUAUAUGUCCUCUAUUGACAAAAGUGUUGUCGCCUACAUAAGCCUGGAUGGAGUGGUCAUGGGUCGUGGGAGCUUUAUGGCCUCAGCAAGUCCGCUGCUCUACAGCCUCCUCGAGAGCACGAUGAAAGAGGUGAAGAGUCCUCUUGGUUCUGGCACUGUGUACGAUCUGGUGGGAAAAAGUGACUGGAAGGCCAAAGCACUGAGGCCGAUGUCAAUGGACGACCCUGCCUAUCCCUUCCUGGCCUUCUCUGGAAUUCCCUCCAUCUCUUUCCACUUCAUCUCUACCAAUAUUGAAGCCUACCCUUACUACGGCACCAACCUGGACAACAUGGAUCACCUGAAUUACCAAACAAAUCAUCGCACCAGUGAAAUGACAACGGUGGCGGCGCAGUUUGCUGGCCAGAUGGCUCUGCGACUGGUCCACAACCACCUGCUCAGCCUGGAUGUGAGCCAAUACAGCAGCAUCAUCUACAAGGAUGUGGUCCAGGUCAACAGACACAUCAACCAGCUCUCACAGUCUGGUCAGCUGAAGGAAGUGACUCCCACCUGGCUAAACCAAGCACGAGGCUCCUUCCAGCGAGCUGCUGACAGCAUCAACAGUGCCAUCGAUAACACGGACUUAAACGACAAGGAGGCCUGUCGGAUCCUCAAUGACAGGAUCAUGAGGAUUGAGCACACCCUCCUCUCUCCGUACGUGUCCCCCAUUGAGACUCCGUUCCGUCACCUCCUGCUGGGUCGGGGCUCCCACACUUUGGCAUCCAUCGCCAAGACCACCGACAGGGAUCAGCUCCACACCCAGCUGGCCCUGGCCACCUGGAGCCUGCAGGGAUGUGCCGAUGCCAUGGUGGGCAACAUCUGGGACAUCGACAACGAAAUCUAAAGAAGGCGGUCGGGGGAGUUGUGAGCGUUGGUUUGUCGUGUGUGUUGUUGAAAUUAAAGUUAAGGUAGAGCAGAGGUAGGAGCUCCUAUAUCAGCACUUAAGCACAAGCUGUCAAUCAGAGGUCUAAGCCCCACCCUUUAACAACAAGCUUAUAAUCAAUUUUUUGGGGGUCUUAAUCCCACAAAGAUCCAGAAUGAGAUAGAAAAGUUAAACUGUGAACCAAAUACUUGAAGAAAUUAAACGCUAUUGACAAAUCUGCCUCCUCUCCAACACAUCGGACCAGUCAAAGCCUUUUGCUGUGACCUCCCCAUCAAAACACUGAGAAACCUUAUUUAUACUAUACGUUUUUUGGGUUUUUUUGUUGUUGUUUUUUAUCAGUGGCAGUGCCCACUAUAAAUGUAUUGUUUGUCUUUUUAUACGACGUUAUCGGAAGCAGUGCCUUCCAUAAUUAUGACGGUUAUACUGUCUUAUCCUCCGGCAGCAUCUGCUACAGAAAAUGACUCCUCAACUGUUGCUGACAAAAUGGAGCCCCUGAUAAAGUUAGGAUGUUUGUUUUAUGGCUUUCAUUUCUUCCUUUUAUAUGGAUUCCAGUCGAAAUGGUUAUUUUUCUAAAAUGACUUCAUGACAAAGUGUUGUACAUCAGUGGCACUUCACUCAAAAUGGUUAUUUUAAAAAGCGUUUAAAAGGGAGAAAUGAAGGGUAAAAAAGAGUUUUUCCUGAUAUUGUGAGUUAGUCUAAUUUUUGGCAGACAAAUUUAAAAAAUAAGAGCAGAGACUAAACUGAAACUGUCUUGAUAUUGGGAAAUUUGUAUUUAUAUACCACAAGCCCAGAGAUAAAUUUAACUGCUUGACUGGAUUUGUUCUGCGCUUGAUGGCAGGGUGAAUGCUAAAUUUAAAAAAGAAAAAGCUCAGAAAGCCACCCAGAAACAAACAAAUAAACAAACACAAAACAGUAUCAAUCCCCCCCUUUUUUUUUUUUUUUUUUUUUUUUUUUUUUUUUUUUUUAGCGCAACAACUGCGUUGAUUGGUUCCAUAAUUUGAAAGAAAGCCAUUUAUGUUGCACAGUCUACUUUGGAGCAGUUAAUAAUAUGUAAAAGUUAUCGGGAGCAGUGCCUUCCAUAAUUAAAACCCAUUAUCGGGAGCAGUGCCUUCCAUAAUGAUGAGCAGUGAUGGUAGUUUUUGCCUACCUGUGUGUUUUUUACAUGUGUAUUUAUCGGGAGCAGUGUCUCUCAUAUCUCACUUAAAGGGUGGAAUAACUUAUCGGGGACAGUGUUUCCCAGAGUUUUAUACUUGACAUAUUUAUUUGUUUUUUUGGUCUUUAUUUUUGGAUUGUGUGUGUGUGUGUGUGUGUGUGUGUGUGUAGGCACAGUCCUCCUGUGUGUUUGUGCUUUGGAUUUUUUUCCAUUUUUGCUCAGAUUUCUGUGUCAUGCUGUGACCUUCCUGUUUCUGGUCUGUUGGGCUCGUUGCCUCCAAACGACUCGUGUGUUUCUUGUGUUUCUUGACUUUGAAAACACCACAGAUACUGUUCCAACAUAUGAAAUCACUCUAUAAGCCACAACUCUUUGCAUGUGUUUCAAUCACAUAUUUCCUCUUCACUGCAUGUUGCUGUAUUGCUUUACUGAGGUGUAGCUCAACAGACUUUAACCAUAUUACAAAUGUUCAAAUUAGGGGUCAACCAAUAUGUUUGUUUUUUUUUGGGUUUUUUUUUGAUACAAAACAAAAUGUUUGUAUCAAAGCUGCUGAUUUUAUUUGACCAUUUUCUUCCCAUAAAAGUUAGUUUGUGGUUUUCCCAGAAUAUUGUCACACCUUUGAAACAGCAUUAAGAGGAAUACAAGGCAGAAAAAAUUAUAUUAAACUAAAGAUAAAUAACUGUAAUUGUGCCCAGAACUUAUUGAACCUGAAUACAAUUGUUAGUAAGUAAACAUGUUAAAACAAAAGUAUCAGUCAGUCAUCCCCUUUGAAACAUAUUAGCUCCAUUAAAAUCCACUUUCUUUAUUUUAACAUACACUCAAGAGCAAAUAACGUGUCAGUGUUUCAUUAUUCAGAUUAUUACAUGUUUGAAUACAUUUGUUUGUUUCCUCGUGUCGCUUCUGUUGAGUGUUGUAGUGUUAAAGUCUGCUUUUACGAUCCUACAUCUGUCACAAGAAUUAAAAGUAAGGUAAUUUAAUCGGGUGAUUGGGAAAUGGAUUUUUCCGCUGACUGUGUAACUAAAAUACUGUAUGCUACGUUGAAAUACUGUUUCAAAACCUGUUCAGUAUAAUUUAUGCACUUGAAAAGCUCUUGAACUGUUUCUGUGAUCUCCAUGUUCAGUAGAAAAGUGUAAUAAACCUUUUUGGCUUACAGCAUCCAGUAAA